Messenger RNA from Pelmatolapia mariae (spotted tilapia), 1728 nucleotides. It is a transcript of the gene eno4, whose product is annotated as enolase 4. The record is from RefSeq and is a predicted model, not a curated record. Gene Ontology annotation, molecular function: phosphopyruvate hydratase activity; magnesium ion binding. Gene Ontology annotation, biological process: glycolytic process. Bases 1 to 1728 code for a protein of 575 amino acids. Gene Ontology annotation, cellular component: phosphopyruvate hydratase complex. The transcript is spliced from 13 exons. NCBI's taxonomy places the organism in Eukaryota, Metazoa, Chordata, Actinopteri, Cichliformes, Cichlidae.
AUGUCUCAGCGAGCGUUAAGUAAACGUGUUUGCAAAGAGAAGCGGGACUUUGACGAAAUGAAAAACGCCGCCGCGGAGUUUUAUCGAGUGAGCAGAGUCCCCCAGGACAUAGAGCGAGCUCUACACGAGCUCUUCCUCCACCGGCCCGCAGACCUGCACGGGUACCUGGCGGAUUACUUUGCAAACCUCGCGGCACCACCGAGAAUCAGCAGAGUGAAGGGACGGCAGGUUUAUGAUGCGAGAGGACGACUUUCUGUUGAGGCAGAGGUCUACUGUGUUGUUCACAACAAGGAAAAGGUAAAAGUCAUUUGUCUCAUUAGCAUGUCAUCAGCUGCUGUUUCGAGCCACUUGGUCCCUGAGAGUCAAGAGAGGACUGAGCAUGUGAUGGCUGCUGUGCUGUGGAUCAAUGAGCCUCUGAACAGCAUGCUGAAAGACCGAAAUCCUUGUGACCAGUUAAAAAUCGACGAUAUACUCAGCACUUUCUUUAUGGACCGCUGUCUGGAGGAAAAAGAGGUCCGGGACAGGGAGAGGCCUGACGUGAUUCCCUCUUCAUCUCCUCCACAGACUAAAGAGAAGAAGAUCAUUAAUAAAGGUAAAAAGAGCAUCGUGGAAAAGCCAUUUCCUGCAGUGGAACCACAAAAGCCAGUUCUACAUGGAAGCUUGGCUGUUGGCUCAGUGUCACUGGCUGUGGCCAAAACUGGGGCACAGAUACAGGGCAUCCAUCUGUACGAAUACAUAGCAGCUCUGAGGAACCAAGAGCCUCCGGCACAGUUUCACAUCCCUGUUUCCUUGGUGACAUUGCUCAGCUGUGGCAAGACCUCGCCGGGAAAACUGAAUUUAUUGGAGGAAGUGAUCCUGAUCCCCAAAGUGGGACAACAAGUCAAACAAAUCAUCACAAUGGCUCUUGAGGUACAGAAGGAGAUGAUGAGAAUAAUGAACACUUUAACCAAUGGCGGGGCCAGCGAAGCAUUUGUACGUGACAGCGGGGCCCUGACUGUCAGCCACGAGCGAGCAGAGCAGCCUCUGGAUCUGAUCGCUGAAGCCUGCACCAACCUUGGAGUUCCACUGGGCACACAGAUCCAUUUAGCUUUGAACUGUGCUGCUCAUGAGCUCAUGGACCCUUCUAAAGGGAAGUAUGAAGUUGCAACUGGAGUUCUGAAAUCGCCCGAUGAGUUAGUCGACCUGUACCAAACCCUCAUCAGCAAAUACCCAGCAGUGGUGGCUUUAAUAGACCCAUUUAGGCAAGAGGACAGAGACCAGUGGGAGAAGCUGAGCAGUAUGAUUGGAAACUCGUGUUCACUGCUCUCUGAUGUCUCCUACAAGUCACAGGGACCUCCCCUUCCUGGAGUCAGAGGCCAUAUCUUAAAACAUAUCAAUGAGACAACAGUCAGUGACCUGAUCCACAUGACAUCAGAGCAACAAGGUUCUGUGUUGAUGGGAACUACAUGCAGUGAGCCAUGCAGUGAGGAUUCUUUGUCAGAUAUAGCUGUGGGUCUGGGCCUGCACUAUGUCAAACUGGGAGGUCUAAGUGGGGCUGAGAGGAUGACUAAAUACAACCGGCUGAUUUCUAUAGAAGAAGAACUGGCCCAACAGGGAAUCCUUGUCUUUAAGGAGAAGCACCCUCCUCCACUGUUCCCUGACAACCCACAUAAGCAUUCAGGCACCGCAGAGGGAGCAAGGUCUGGAUUGGAGGAACACAGCUCACAUCUGAUUCAGGCACAUCUUUGA